Abrus precatorius (Indian licorice) is the source of this 670-nucleotide messenger RNA. Its product is annotated as thioredoxin 1-like. Gene Ontology annotation, molecular function: oxidoreductase activity, acting on a sulfur group of donors, disulfide as acceptor; protein-disulfide reductase activity. The coding region runs from base 94 to 639 and encodes 181 amino acids. The transcript is spliced from 2 exons. Lineage: Eukaryota; Viridiplantae; Streptophyta; Magnoliopsida; Fabales; Fabaceae. The record is from RefSeq and is a predicted model, not a curated record. Gene Ontology annotation, cellular component: cytoplasm.
GCAACACAGAAUCGGAGCUUAUCCACAAGUCCUGAAAGCCUUUAGAGUCCAAUUUUCGCACAAUUUUGUUUAACUGAGUUACACAAAAGCAGCAUGGCCCUGGAGAACUGUUUAAGAGUAACCACAGUUGGCACAGCCAGACCCCAAUGUCUUUCUCCAAUCUUUUUAACCUCAAGGGAAAAGCUUGUUUUCCGAACUCAGAGAGGUUUCAAGAAAUCCAUGUUAAACUCUAAAGUAUCAUACCCAUCUCUUUUAUCAACCAGUGGUGCCCACAGAAAAUCUCGUUUUAUUUGCAAUGCUCGGGAAGCAAUAAAUGAAGUUAAAGUAGUGACUGACUCAAGCUGGAAUAACCUUGUCAUUGGAAGUGAGACUCCUGUGCUGGUAGAGUUUUGGGCACCAUGGUGUGGUCCAUGCAGAAUGAUAGCACCAGUCAUCGAUGAGUUAGCAAAAGAAUAUGCUGGAAAAAUUGCAUGCUACAAGGUUAACACAGAUGAUUGUCCAAACAUAGCAACACAAUAUGGCAUCAGAAGCAUACCAACAGUUCUGUUCUUCAAGAAUGGAGAGAAAAAAGAAAGUGUCAUUGGUGCAGUUCCCAAGUCUACUCUAUCCGCAACAGUGGAAAAAUAUGUUGAUUUAUAAGCUCAGAAAAAUUAUGAAAACGGCACGCAUU